This is a messenger RNA of Marchantia polymorpha subsp. ruderalis, 2487 nucleotides long. The record is from the annotation of a GenBank genome assembly. NCBI's taxonomy places the organism in Eukaryota, Viridiplantae, Streptophyta, Marchantiopsida, Marchantiales, Marchantiaceae.
GUUGGUUAUCAUCGACACUGCUUCUUCCAGCAGUACUUCUACUACAUAGAAAUUUACGUCUAAUAGUUUCGUUAAUUUUGUUUCGUGGAGCAGGCAGAGUACUGUCGAUUCCAUUUCGUUCGUGGAUUGAUUGAUUGUCGUCCUAGUUGGAAAGGAAGUGAGUGAGAAGAAGAAGGAUCAUGCAGAUCUUCGUGAAGACUCUGACGGGGAAGACCAUCACGCUCGAGGUCGAGAGCAGUGAUACCAUCGACAAUGUGAAGGUUAAAAUUCAGGACAAGGAGGGAAUUCCUCCUGACCAGCAGAGGCUGAUCUUCGCCGGCAAGCAACUCGAAGACGGACGCACCCUUGCCGACUACAACAUCCAGAAGGAAUCCACACUCCAUCUGGUGCUUCGGUUGAGGGGAGGGAUGCAGAUCUUCGUCAAGACUCUGACCGGCAAGACCAUCACCCUCGAGGUGGAGAGCUCCGACACCAUCGACAACGUGAAAGCUAAGAUUCAGGACAAGGAGGGAAUUCCCCCAGACCAGCAGAGGCUGAUUUUCGCUGGCAAGCAAUUGGAAGACGGCCGAACUCUCGCGGACUACAACAUCCAAAAGGAGUCGACUCUUCACUUGGUGCUUCGGUUGAGGGGAGGGAUGCAAAUCUUCGUGAAGACCCUCACGGGCAAGACGAUCACUUUGGAGGUUGAAAGCUCCGACACCAUCGACAACGUGAAGGCCAAGAUCCAGGACAAGGAGGGAAUUCCCCCAGACCAGCAGAGGCUGAUCUUCGCUGGCAAGCAAUUGGAAGACGGCCGAACUCUUGCGGACUACAACAUCCAAAAGGAAUCAACUCUCCAUUUGGUUCUUCGUUUGAGAGGAGGUAUGCAGAUUUUUGUGAAAACACUCACCGGUAAGACUAUCACUUUAGAAGUAGAAAGCUCCGAUACCAUUGAUAACGUCAAAGCCAAAAUUCAGGACAAGGAGGGAAUUCCUCCAGACCAGCAGAGGCUGAUCUUUGCCGGUAAGCAGCUCGAGGACGGCCGAACUCUCGCGGACUACAACAUCCAAAAGGAGUCCACUCUUCAUUUGGUGCUUCGGUUGAGGGGAGGUAUGCAGAUCUUCGUCAAGACUCUGACUGGCAAAACCAUCACCCUCGAGGUGGAGAGCUCCGACACUAUCGACAACGUCAAAGCCAAGAUCCAGGACAAGGAGGGAAUCCCCCCUGACCAGCAGAGGUUGAUCUUCGCCGGUAAGCAAUUGGAAGAUGGCCGCACCCUCGCAGACUACAACAUCCAAAAGGAGUCUACUCUCCAUUUGGUGCUUCGUCUGAGGGGAGGUAUGCAGAUCUUCGUGAAGACCCUCACGGGUAAGACAAUUACUCUGGAGGUGGAAAGCUCCGACACCAUCGAUAAUGUCAAGGCUAAGAUUCAAGACAAAGAAGGAAUUCCCCCAGACCAGCAGAGACUGAUCUUCGCCGGCAAGCAGCUCGAAGAUGGCCGAACUCUCGCGGACUAUAACAUCCAAAAGGAGUCCACUCUCCAUUUGGUGCUUCGUCUCAGGGGAGGUAUGCAAAUCUUCGUCAAAACUUUGACUGGAAAGACGAUCACUCUUGAGGUAGAAAGCUCGGAUACGAUCGAUAAUGUGAAAGCUAAGAUUCAGGACAAGGAAGGGAUUCCCCCAGACCAGCAGAGGCUGAUCUUCGCUGGAAAGCAGCUCGAAGAUGGCCGAACUCUCGCGGACUACAACAUCCAGAAGGAGUCCACUCUCCAUUUGGUGCUGCGUCUCAGGGGAGGUAUGCAAAUCUUCGUCAAGACUCUGACCGGCAAGACCAUCACUCUGGAGGUAGAAAGCUCGGAUACGAUCGAUAAUGUGAAGGCCAAGAUUCAGGACAAGGAAGGAAUUCCCCCAGACCAGCAGAGGCUGAUCUUCGCUGGCAAGCAGCUCGAAGAUGGCCGCACCCUCGCAGACUACAACAUUCAGAAGGAGUCUACUCUCCAUUUGGUGCUUCGUCUGAGGGGAGGCAUGUAAAUUUCCGUUACUACUGCUGGACUCUGACUGGAAAGACCUUCACACUUCGGAGGUGCAAAGCUCAUACGCCUUCUACAUGUCAAGGCUAAGGUUCAGGACGAGAAGGGUACUCCUCCCGGUCUUUGCAGGAAUCUGUUAUUCGGAAGACUAGUGGAGUAUUAUGGGACCUUAGCCAACGACACCAUUCGAAUGAGUCGACUCUGAUUUCCUCAUGGAGAUUAAUUCCGCUUUGUCCUAGGGAAGUCACAUUUAUGCAUUCAUGCUGGAGGUUAUCAUGUAAAUCUUUCAAUUGAACGAGAGCUCUAGCUGCUCUGUCCAAGAUUUGGUUCCGUUUCAACAUGUAUAUAGCUCAGGCUUUCAUAGUACUCUUCCUUGUGUACUCAAAAUGCACAUGUAAUUACCGCUCUGUGUUGAACACAGCACACAAGAAAUAUAAUUUUUGUACUGGCAGAAGCUGACUAUCUGCCAGCCAACAGAU